AGAAUCUCAGAAAUCAAGUGGCCCAGUUGCAAAAACCAAAAAGAAAAAGAAAAAGAAAAAAAAAAAAAAAACCAAGAAAAUAUGCGAAACCCAUAAUGCUGACAGAGUGAUUCCUUUCAACCGUGGCAUAAUUACAAAUAAAAUUCUUUGUUUAACGUUUUUCUCAAUUUUUUUUUUUAUCUUUAUUUUUGUUUUUUUUAGUUAAAAUAUGUUUUUAUUUUUAUUUAUUUUUUCUUUUAAGUUAAGAAUUAAUAAGAAUAAGAAGAUCGUGCAAAGCCAUUUUCUUCUAUCGUUUUCUUGACAUGGCCCGUGUUAUUCGGGUUGCCUCUUAAACAACCCGAUUGCCAUGUCUUUCAAAACUUUCUCUCUCUAAAGUUAAUGACUUUCUCUCUCCCCAAAUGAUUUUUUUAAAUUUAAAUUUUUUUUUUUUUUAUGUUAUUCUCUUUUUCUAUAAUCCUGUUAUAAGAAAAAAAUCUGUAAGUAUAGUUUUCAGGUUUUGAUUCAUCAAUCCUACAUGUCCCAAUGAUAUAGUUGAAAGUCUUUUUUUUUUUAAUUAAAAAAAAAAACAGUUUCUGGGUUUGUGAGUUCUGAUCAACAACAUCUUCUUCGGCCCCCAAAAAAAAAAAAAAAAAAAAAAAAAAAACGGAAAACGGAGUGGUUCUGCUGCUUCUUACAUUAUUUCUUUCGGUGGGUUCUCUGGAGUUUCAAUACAAUAUGAAGUUUUCUGAAUGUGUAUAUUUACUUGCGGAUUCAAAAAGUAGGAGAUCAUGCUUUUGUACCAUUCUUCCUGCAGCUCUUUUGCUUUGCCUUGUUUUCUUCAUAGGGAAUGCGUUCAUAGCACCUGACUACAAACAAAAGUUAUCAGUAUGGGGACUCACUGGUAGUUUGCAGAAUUUUAAGUCCAACAAAUGCGAGAAUCGAUGCAGGCCUUAUGGAAGUGAGGCAUUACCUGAAGGUAUUAUGUCCCAGACUUCUAACUUGGAAUUGCGGCCAUUGUGGGGUUUUCCAGAGAAAGAUGCAAACUCUUCACUUGGUUUAUUUGCGGUGGCUGUUGGGAUAAAGCAAAAAGAUUUGAUCAAUAAAAUGGUCAGAAAGUUUCUAUCUAGUCAGUUUGUAGUAAUGCUUUUCCAUUAUGAUGGUAAUGUUGAUAAGUGGAAGGGUUUUGAAUGGAAUGAUCAUGUUAUUCAUGUAUCUGCAAUCAAUCAGACUAAAUGGUGGUUUGCCAAGCGAUUCUUACACCCUGAUAUAGUUGCUGAAUAUAGUCAUAUUUUUCUCUGGGACGAAGACCUUGGAGUCGAAAAUUUCAAUCCCAAAAGGUAUUUGUCUAUUAUUAAAAGUGAAGGGCUUGAUAUAUCCCAGCCAGCACUUGAUCGUUACAAAUCAGUAGAGCUGCAUCAUCAAAUUACUAUACGUGUGAGGAGAUCAAUAGUUCACAGAAGGACUUACAAGCCUGGUUUAAAUGGAAAAGGUUGUGACGCCAGCAGUACUGCUCCUCCAUGCACUGGAUGGAUAGAAAUGAUGGCCCCUGUUUUUUCAAGAGCUGCCUGGCGCUGUGUAUGGUAUAUGAUCCAGAAUGACUUGAUCCAUGCAUGGGGCCUAGAUAUGCAACUUGGUUAUUGUGCACAGGGUGAUCGGACCAAAAAUGUUGGUGUUGUGGAUGCCGAGUACAUAAUCCAUUAUGGUCGCCCUACACUGGGAGGCAUGGAUGGAAAUGAGACAAAUUCAUCGGUUAAGAACCAGACGUCUAAAAGUAAAACUGCUUCGAGCACAAAGCAGGCAUCAUCCCAUCGUCAUCAUCAUCCAUUGGACCACAGAUAUGAUGUCAGAAGGCAAUCGUAUAGGGAAUUAGAUAUCUUCAAGAAACGAUGGAAUAAGGCUGUUGAAGAGGACAAGUGUUGGGUUGAUAUAUACCAAUAGCAAGCAGAGAGCAUACAAUUUUGUAUGCUGGUACUGUAAAAAUUUUCAUGUAAAAUAUGUACCAUUCUUAUACAAAUUGCACAUCAUAAAGAAUACGCUACAGUACAGUACACGGCCAGCUCAGUUGUCUGGUGUUCUUGAAUGUUGGGCAUCGAGAUGGAUAGCAUAGAGUUUUAGGAUCAUAUAAUCCUUUUAGUUUUCUUUAUUUUUUAUUUUUACCUUAUUCAUGGAUACAAAUCGUGUAAUUCAUUCAUUUGCUUUCUCAAUGAAUGUAAAUGUUAUAAGUA
Molecule: messenger RNA, 2204 nt
Organism: Ziziphus jujuba (common jujube)
Lineage: Eukaryota; Viridiplantae; Streptophyta; Magnoliopsida; Rosales; Rhamnaceae
Exons: 15
Coding region: 715-1917 (400 amino acids)
Source: RefSeq, a predicted model, not a curated record